This is a messenger RNA of Cervus elaphus (red deer), 1359 nucleotides long. Its product is annotated as myelin and lymphocyte protein-like. Gene Ontology annotation, molecular function: structural constituent of myelin sheath. The record is from RefSeq and is a predicted model, not a curated record. Gene Ontology annotation, cellular component: membrane. Bases 181 to 723 code for a protein of 180 amino acids. Gene Ontology annotation, biological process: myelination. The transcript is spliced from 4 exons. NCBI's taxonomy places the organism in Eukaryota, Metazoa, Chordata, Mammalia, Artiodactyla, Cervidae.
CUAGGGCGGUGGCAGGGCCCCGCCGGCAGCAGCCUAGGGCUUCUCUUUCCUUGGCCCCGAAAUCCCGGCCUCAACCCGCGCGGCUGCACCCGGGUCACCCGGCUCCCCGAGCACGUGCUCGGUCAGCGCGGAGCCAGAGACGCGCGCCUCUGAUUCCGAGGCGGACACCCGCGCGCCUGCAUGGCCACCGGAACGGCUUCAGGCGGCAGCCGGCUGCCCAGGGGUUCGGCGGUCUUCACCACCUUCCCCGACCUGCUCUUCGUCUUCGAGUUUGUCUCUGGGGGGCUGGUGUGGAUCCUCAUCCUCUUGGCCCAGGUGCCUGUCCCCCUGGUCCAGGGCUGGGUCCUGUUCGUGUCUGUGUCCUGCUUCAUAGUCACCACUCUCCUGCUUUGCCUCUACAUUGUUGGUGCCCAUAAGAACUGGAGUUUCUGGAUCACCCUGGACACAGCCUACCAUUGCCUCGCCGCCCUGUUUUACUUCAGCGCCUCUGCCCUGGAAACUCUGGUCACUAUCGGCCUGCAAGACGACAUAUACAAACACUACAGUGAAAACAUCUCCGCUGUGCAGCCCGAGGAUGCAGGUGCUGUUAUCACACCCAUGUCACAGAUGGGGAGCCAGGCCCCAAGAGCGUGCACAACUCCCCCUGGGGUGACCAGGAGCUGGAGGAGCCUGGGGUCCAAGUGUGAGCAGAGUCUGGCCGCGUGGGGUCCAGGCUGCCCCUGAGGGCCUUCCAGGGACGCUCGCGGUCAGGGUGGGGACAGCGUUGAGACCAGGGAUGGGAAACUGAGCGGCCAGUGUCUCCCAGGCCCUGGCUCGGGGGCUGCGGGGAGGCACCUCCAGGCACAGCAUGUCCAGGCCUCCAGCUGUGGGUGUCCGCUUCUGGGACUAGACCUUUGUCUCUUGUCGACGGCAUCUCCUUCCUGACAGCUCUGAGAACCUGUGCAGUAAGACGGUGUGAACUUCACACUCAUUCUUUCUGCAGGUCUCUUGUGCCUCUGAACCUCAGUUUGCUCACCUAUAAAAUGAGACAGCAAUUCUUUUUGUUUCCCUGGAGGAUGAGAGAGCUAUUAAACCACUUCCUCCCAAGACUUCCCAGGUAGCAAUGGGUAGAACAGGGGCUGGAACCUCCCUCACCCCAUUAGGAGAAUAGAUGGGGUGAGACUGUGUCCUGGGGGCACCUUGCCUGCAGGUCCCUAAGCUCUAAAAGGAACUGUGGGGACAAGACCCCUUAGUGGGCCAUGAGUUCAUGACUUUUCUCGUUGCUGAAAUGGAUCAGAAUGACAGGGAAUUCAAGAGAGAGGGGACAUAUGUAUAACCUACAGCUGAUCAUGUUGAUGUAUGGCAGAAACCAACACAAUA